Messenger RNA from Schistosoma bovis, 2400 nucleotides. The record is from the annotation of a GenBank genome assembly. NCBI's taxonomy places the organism in Eukaryota, Metazoa, Platyhelminthes, Trematoda, Strigeidida, Schistosomatidae.
AUUUCAGAUUUUCACUUGCUUUCCUUUCAAGCUUUCUUCACACACUUCUACAAACGCUGUCUCAGUACCCAAACUUCCUUCAGAUCAGGUAAAAAAAAAUCUACAGCCUUUCGAAACAUAUGAGCAGGAAUACGCUUAGUUGUCUGUCUUGUUAUAAACGCCGCCGUAAAUGUACAAAAAGUAGUGGCUCAGACUAUGCUAACUGUGUAAACAAGCAAACCCUAAACGAUACUAGACAGACUGACCAAGAUGGAAGUGCUAAGGAGACUUUAUCUCUAUCAACUAUUAGUCACACUCCGGGUGCUGGGGACGGGGGUUCAGCUAGUUUAGGUGACUGGUCUACGGUUCACCAACUUGAUGGAAUUGAUGCUUCAAAAGUGAAUUUAUUAUGUGAGGGCAGCAGCAACAACACGUCAUCCGUAUUAGGCGUUCUCAACAGAGUAGAGUUCUGUGAUCGUUUAGAAAGCAUAGUUCUUCGGCUUGAAAGGAUAGCACAAACAAUAACACCAGAAAAAACUCCUGGACUGGUUGCUUUUGAACUGAUUAUUGCUAAUAGCCUUAAAAAUUAUGUCGCAUGUAGUAAAAAGCUGGGAGGAAACAUACAAUCUCAGUCAUUAUGUGUCCAAAACGCUUUCGGCUUCGUCAGGGAUCUCAUUGAACUAUCCAACAUUUAUAGCAAACCAACUGAAGUGGAUAUGGAUGUUCACUUAAAGCCUCUUCAUUUUAAGAUGAUUGAAAUAGCAAACUUCAGGGUUGGAGCUAUGUCCGUACGGAAGUGUCAGCUAUCAACCAUUGCAGAUUCUGUCCUUAUACUGAAUUGGGUUGGGUCUUCUUCAGCAUCGCAGUACGUUAAAGAAUUGAAGGACUCAACAUGGUUGAACGCUAACAAAGUCUUUCAGUAUUGCCGUGAGAGCCUUCCUGAACAUGUUGAGUGGUUACGCUCAUGGCUUUCUUGUCUGGAUGAAUUGUGCGUAGUUGUUGGAGAGCAUUUUCCAUACGGUCUAAAAUGGAAUAAAAAUGGUCCCAAACUACCCUUACCAACUGUUGAAAUACGCCCAAUUCAGUCUUUGCAAGAGGGUCGUACCAAUACACAUGAAAGAACCUCAAAAAAGGCUUUUCAUCCCAAAUUAUCAGUACAAUCACAACCGGAUCCAGUUGAUGUUACUAAGUUGUUUGCUGAAUUAGCAAGUGCUCAUAAAAAUUUACGCCAUAUCAGUGUAUCUGAUAUACUCUGAUAAUGAGGAUUCUAGUGAAUAUACCUUAAAAAUGUAUAAAAGUCAGUUUGUCCAAGUGUGAUAGUUACAGUCACACAUCAUUUGACUUCGCAACCUACAAACUGUGCCUUAUUUCAGGGGGAAAAAGUUUCGUCUUAUGACUGAUCUUCUGUUGUGUUUUCAUAUUUACUCGAAAAUAACCAUACAUUUCACUUCAUUAUAUCAUGCAUUUACAUUAUUGCUUGUUUAUCCUUUUAAUUAUAUACAGAUACUUCUUGUUCUGCUUUUUUUUGCUUCCUUUCAAUUUAUCAUUAAAAUAGAAGAGAAAGGAAAGCAAGAGUUUUAAAUUAUUCCACUUUUAUUGAUUUCAAGUAAUCUAUAAUUAGUUUGUUUUUGUGUUUCGAAAACAUUCACAAAAUUAUUAACAACUAAUAUAUAUCUUGUGUGGUGGAUGUGCAUACAUUCUCCAUGUUUUCUCAUUUCGUCUUACAGAUGAAUUUCUAAAUGCCUGUCUACUCCUCAUUCUUUGUGCUAGUAGAUAUAGAUAGACACACAAAAAAGGGUUGUAUACGUCAGUAUGUCAAGAAAAAUAGGAAUGGUUAAAUACAACAAUAUGGUUUUCUAUGCGAUGUUUCAUGUAAUUUAAUGAAUGAUUCUUCAUCACGAAUUGAUUUUAUUUGUUGAGAGUAACUGAAAAUCAAGGAACAUCAGAAAACUGUUCUGUCAUAGCUUGGAACUUCUAACCAGUGAACAUUCAUGAUUAUCCGCAUAUGUUUCGAUUCGACACCGUAUUUGUUAGCGAGAACAAUACACUACCGAAUUCGAAAGUCAAUAAAUAAAUAAAUCAUAAGAAAACAAACUAUUCAAUUUAAUUCAACUUGAUGAUUGUUCUUUAUGUGUAUAACUUUUAGCACAGGUUCGAAAUGCUCGUUUAGCUUUUGCCAACUUAAGCGACCUAUGACGAAGGUGAAAUAUCCGUCUACCAAUUAGGGGACGAGUAUACUGCGCAUCAGUUCGUUCUAUUUUGCUUUACGGCUGUGAAACAUGACCAUUAAGAGUAGAUAUUCGUAAGCUACUAGAAUUUGACCACGGAUGCCUUAGAAAUAUUGCUCGCAUCUGCUGGGAUCACCGGGUAAGUAAUAGUGAGGUUAGACGCAGGGUUUUAGGGAAUGAAGAUGGUAAAUCA